Messenger RNA from Hipposideros armiger (great roundleaf bat), 2039 nucleotides. It is a transcript of the gene HORMAD1, whose product is annotated as HORMA domain containing 1. The transcript is spliced from 15 exons. NCBI's taxonomy places the organism in Eukaryota, Metazoa, Chordata, Mammalia, Chiroptera, Hipposideridae. The record is from RefSeq and is a predicted model, not a curated record. Bases 142 to 1431 code for a protein of 429 amino acids.
UCGCUUUUCUAGUUAAAACAUGGCCCCCAGGGUCUUGGGGUUCCCGGCGUGCCUUGCGCUGCUCUUGGCGGGAAAGGAGACCUCCACCGGGGGUCAAAGAGCUACUGUCGUGCUCCCCUGGCAACCGUUGAAGGAAGGCGCAUGCGCAAGGGGCAAAGCUCGUGCCGCGUCGGCGUGCCGCUCUGGUCGCUGGCAGCGGACCUCACGGGUUCGGUUGAAUUAAAGAAAAUACUUUAUCAGAAGAUGGCCACUGCACAACUGAAGAGAACUUCCAUGAGUGCAUUGACAUUUCCCAAUAAGAUAUCUUCUGUGCAGCAGUCUUUGAUGUUAGUGAAGCGGCUCCUAGCAAUUUCAAUAUCCUGCAUCACGUAUUUGAGAGGCAUUUUUCCAGAAUAUGCUUAUGGAACAAGAUAUGUAGAUGAUCUUUGUGUCAAAAUUCUGAGACAAGAUAAACAUUGUCCAGGAUCCACACAGUUAGUGAAGUGGAUGCUAGGAUGCUAUGAUGCUUUAAAGAAAAAAUAUCUAAGGAUGGUUGUUCUAGCUGUAUACACCAAUCCAGAAGACCCUCAGACAAUUUCAGAAUGUUACCAAUUUAAAUUCAAGUAUACCAAUAAUGGACCAAUCAUGGACUUAUUGAGUAAAAACCAAAGCAGUGAAUCUAAUAUAUCAGCUGCCGACACCAAGAAAGCAAGUAUUGUCCUCAUUCGCAAGAUUUAUGUUCUAAUGCAAAAUCUAGAACCUUUACCUAAUGAUGUUUGUUUGACCAUGAAACUUUUUUACUACGAUGAAGUCACACCCACAGAUUACCAGCCUCCUGGUUUUAAGGAUGGUGAUUGUGAAGGAGUGAUAUUUGAAGGGGAGCCUAUGUACUUAAAUGUGGGAGAAGUCCCAACUCCUUUUCACACCUUCAGAGUCAAAGUGACUACUGAGAGAGAACGAGUGGAAAAUAUUGAUCCAUCCAUAUUAUCACCAAAACAACUAAAAACACCACUUCAGAAAAUUCUUAGCAACAAAGAUGAUGUAGAAGCUGAACAGAAGCAUUAUAUAAGUGAUGAUUGUGACAUUGAAACUAAAAUGGAAGAGCAGAAAAAACGUUCUGGAUCUUCUGAACUUGGAGAACUAAGUUUAAUUUGUGAGGAAGAUGAAAUUAUGAGAUGUGAAGAAAGUCCAGAUCUUUCAAUUUCUCAUUCUCAGGUUGAGCACUUAGUCAAUAAAACAUCUGAACUUGAUGUGUCUGAAAGCAAAACAAGAAGUGGAAAAAUCUUUCAAAAUAAAAUGGCUAAUGGAAAUCAACCAGUAAAAUCUUCUAAAGACAAGCGGAAGAGACGUGAACUCAAAUCUGGGCAAACAGUCCAUCCUCACUUUGAUUCUUCUGAUCAAAAGUCAGCACCAAAAAGAAGAAAGUUUAGUGAACCAAAGGAAUAUGCAUAAAAAAUUUUCUUCUCCAUGUUUGCAAAGUUCACUGCAACAUUUAAAGAAAACUAUGUUACUAUUUUAAGGUGUGUUUACCCUACCUCUGAAAACUUACAUGUAGUCUUGACGCAGUUAGUGAACUAAAUUUGAAUUUUUAGCUGACUUACCACAUUGUGAUCCUUAACGUUAUCUAAAACAAAUCCAAGAGAACUUUUGAAUAAAAUCAAAAGUACUAGUGUCAUAAUUAUCUACUCAGUAUUGAUCUAUCUUCCAUUUUGGUGGAUACUUUCUUUAAAAAAUAUAUUAAUUUUUAAGGCCUUCUAAAGCCAUUUUAAAGGAAAUAAUGUUUAUUUUGGUAUUAAAUUUUGGAAGGAAUUCACUUUUUCUUAUGUUAAAAAUAUACCAUUUAGCUGUGUUUGCAAUUGUUAUUAAAACAAUGUUCUUCAGUACUUUGAUACAGUGUAUUAACAAUAUGUAAUGUACAAUUAAACAUAGGUGCUUUACUUUUUUUAAAACAUUUUUUCCUGCAAGAUGAAAUGAUGACUAAGAUUUUGAAAUCUGGCAUUUUGGGGAGCAUAAAUAAAAUAUUAUCCAGCAUCUAAACUCUUUCAUGGCUUCUAACGUUU